AUGGGCACCGAAGGCUCCCUCGUCCACCUCAGUGACGGAGCUCGCUUAUACGUCAAAAUACUGGGCGACAAUGACAGGUCCAAACAGCUAGUGGUAGCCCUACACGGCGGACCUGGUGUGUCUGGCCAUCAAGAAACAGAGGCCUCAUUUCAAUUUCUGUCAUCGCGGUUUCGAGUUCUGGUAUACGAUGCGCGAGGCAGUGGGCGCAGCGAUCCCAAGGGGCCUUACACCCACGACCGUUGGGCUGCAGACAUAGACGAACUGAGAAUCUGGGCAGGCUCAGAACCCAUCAUCCUGGCUGGAGGCUCAUAUGGCGGAUAUGUUGCCCUGGAGUAUGCCAUCAAGUACCCCUCCCAUGUAUCAGCUCUUAUUCUUCGAGACACGUCGACUUUCGGCCUCAAAAGCACCAUGUACUGUCUCAAAUCAUCUCUCACAUCCCCCCGAAUGAAAGUCGAUGCAGACCGUCAAUACAGAACCUGGGCAGGCUGUUUGAGAAACAACGAUGACCUCCAGGCUAGUUUCAACGAAAUCCUUCCCAUUUUCGCAUCAGAGAAGACGGGCAGCGAGCCUGCGCCGAUAGCGUCCGACUCAGGCCAGUUGAGAUUGCAUUAUGAGACGCACAACUUCGCCAUGAGCUACAAUAUGCCGCGGUUUGAUGUACGUCCGAGGCUAGGUGACAUUUCUGCACCGACCUUGAUCGUGGUCGGACGACAUGAUCUCGUUGCGCCCGUGCAGUUUAGCGAGGAAAUGCACAAUUUGAUGCCAAACUCCCAGUUGGCCGUCUUUGAGAAAUCCGGCCAUAAUCCGACUGCAGAGGAACCGGACGCUUUCCAGCACAGAGUGACUCAAUUUUUGGACCAUUUUAGGCUAUGA
Metarhizium brunneum ARSEF 3297 is the source of this 873-nucleotide messenger RNA. Its product is annotated as Proline iminopeptidase. The record is from RefSeq and is a predicted model, not a curated record. NCBI's taxonomy places the organism in Eukaryota, Fungi, Ascomycota, Sordariomycetes, Hypocreales, Clavicipitaceae. Gene Ontology annotation, biological process: proteolysis. Gene Ontology annotation, molecular function: peptidase activity.